This is a messenger RNA of Quercus robur (English oak), 1759 nucleotides long. Its product is annotated as pentatricopeptide repeat-containing protein At4g36680, mitochondrial-like. The record is from RefSeq and is a predicted model, not a curated record. NCBI's taxonomy places the organism in Eukaryota, Viridiplantae, Streptophyta, Magnoliopsida, Fagales, Fagaceae. Bases 195 to 1412 code for a protein of 405 amino acids. The transcript has a single exon. Gene Ontology annotation, molecular function: protein binding.
AAUGGUUUCCCAUACAAACAAAACCGGGAACUGCUUUCCACAAGUAAUGCAGCACAAGCACACAACAUCUAAACCCUAAAAACACAAAACCCUCAAACAAAAAACCACUACUACUACGCUACAUACAAUAUUCGAACUUGAACUAGCAGAGCAAAGCCACCCUCCUCAAACUCUCCCAUAUCCCCUAAAAAAAAAUGUCCUCUUCCAUUCCUCUCCGUCAUCUUCGUCACCUCUGCACCACCACCCCCACCCCCACCAAUUCCGCUGCAAUCUCCAUUUCCAGAGCCAAAUCAAAACUCCGAACCGAGUACGACCCUGACAAAGCCUUGGAAAUCUACUCCUCUGUUUCCAAACACUACUCCUCCCCCACCUCCUCCCGCUACGCUCAAGACCUCACCGUCCGCCGCCUCGCCAAGUCUCGCCGCUUCGCCGACAUCGAGUCCCUCAUCGAGUCUCACAAGAAUGACCCUAAGAUCAAAGAGGAGCCUUACUUGUCAACUUUGAUUCGAUCCUACGGCCGAGCUGGCAUGUUUGACCACGCCAUGAGGACCUUUGACCAAAUGGACGAGUUGGGUACUCCGAGAUCGGCGGUUUCCUUCAAUGCCUUGCUAGCGGCUUGCAAUCAUUCCAAGAUGUUUGAUAAAGUCCCCCAACUGUUCGAUGAAAUGCCUAAGAGAUACAGGUUUUCGCCGGAUAAGAUUUCGUAUGGUAUUUUGGUUAAGUCCUAUUGUGCAGCUGGUUCGCCUGAGAAGGCGGUUGAGAUUUUGAAGGAGAUGGAGGAGAAGCGGGUGGAGAUAACAGCGGUCACGUUUACAACCAUAUUGGAUGCUUUGUACAGGCAGGGGAAGAGCGAGGAGGCCGAGAAAUUGUGGGAUGUGAUGGUGAAGAAGGGGUGUGAGAUUGAUGUCGCGGCAUAUAAUGUGAGAAUUAUGUAUGCCCACGGUGGUGACCCAGAGAAUGUGAAGGCAUUGAUCAAUGAGAUUAGUAAUGUGGGGUUGAAACCCGAUACGAUUAGUUAUAAUUACUUGAUGACUUGUUAUUGUAAGAGUGGGUUGAUGGAUGAGGCCAAGAAGGUUUAUGAGGGGUUGGAGGAAAAUGGGUGUAAUCCAAAUGCAGCCACAUUUAGGACUUUGGUAUAUUAUUUAUGUAGGAAUGGGGAUUAUGAGAAGGGGUAUAAGGUUUUCAAGGAGAGUGUGAAGGUGCAUAAGAUUCCGGAUUUUGCAACGAUGAAGAAUUUGGUUGAAGGUUUGGUGGAAAAGAAGAAGAUGAAGGAGGCAAAAGGAUUGAUACGGACGAUUAAGAAGAAGUUUCCACCGAAUGUUGUUAAGACAUGGAUAAAGUUUGAGGAGAAGCUUGGUUUGGCUUCUGUAGAUGCUGGUCCUGACGAGGAUGAUGAAGAGGCUGCAGCAUAGGCAUUUGUGCAUUAUUGUUUUGGUUAUUGAGUUGGAUGUGUUUUGUAGCUUGAUCUAUAGCUGCAAAUGAUUCAAUUUGAUUAAUUUUGAGUUUUAUGGAUAUGCUGAUUGGCAAUUUUAGUUUGUUGAUUGGCUCUGGAAAUUUAAUUCUGUGAAGCUGUUUUGACCUGCGAAUAGGUGUAAAAGCUUCAAUAUAAUUAAACAUCUAGUGAUAGUUUUUGUUCCUCUUUGCUGGGCUAAUAAUUUGUAAUACACAACUCUUCUAGUGUUUUUUUUCCCCUUGUUCUUAGGUUGAAGUUCUUUUUUUGUCAAUGGCAAUGAGCUUCACAAUGCUCUGUUUGAUGUUA